UGAUCACUCAUGGAACAUUAUGGCUUCAAGAUCACCACUUGUCUGUGCAUCAAAUUGUCUGCAGAAUAUACUCUUUCGUGAUGCUUUCACAAUUUCUAGGGUUUUAACUUGUUAUCAACCAGUGCGUUACAGAAAGAGAAGCAGUAGGCAUCCUGAAUGGUUUGUAAGACGUAGAGGGAAGUCCUUUGAUGAGGGGUUAACCCAGGAAAAUAAACAAUUUAUUAAAGAUUUAACAGUAGAGCAGUAUAAAAACAAACCAAGUCCUUUGAAAGAAGAACCAUUAGAAAGAGGGGAAUGGGAUUUAAGAACAAGAAGAACUGGAGUAUUAGCUUUAAAGAUAGGAGUUAUACCUCAAUGGAGAAAAGAUGGUACAAAAAUAGAAACAACACUACUUCAGAUCAUUGACAACCAUGUUAUAAGAUACAGUCCACCAGAAAAAUUUGCCCAAUCAGCUGGAUGGAAGCCAUGGUGGCGGAGGAAGUAUGGUAGUGUGGUUGUUGGUGCCCUAAGCUGUGAACCUCAUCUGUUUAGUAAAGAGUAUAACAAUUUGUUUACUGAAGCUGGUGUUCCACCAAAGAGAAAGUUGACAAGAUUCCUUGUAUCUCCUAAUGCUGCUAUACAACCAGGUUUGCCAUUAACAGCAAUGCACUUUAGGGUUGGAGAUUAUAUAGAUGCUCAGGCAAAAACUAUUGACUAUGGUUUCCAAGGAGUUGUAAAGAGACAUGGGAUGAAAGGUGGUCCAGCAUCUCAUGGUGGGACUAAAUGGCACAGAAGAAUGGGAGGUACCGGUGGUGGAGGGGACAUGGCAGGUAUAUGGAAAGGAAAGAAAAUGCCUGGUCACAUGGGAGCAGACUGGAAUUUUGCUAAAGGCUUGAGGAUUUUGAGAAUAAAUACUAAGUACAAUGUGUUAUAUGUGACUGGUACCACACCAGGUGGGAAUCAUUGUUAUGUCAGGAUAAUGGAUACAUGUCUGCCAAACAGACGGAGAGAGAUACAGGAUCAACCACCCAUGCCAACAUUUUAUCCCGAAGAUGUUAAAGAUCCAAUUGAGGAGGAAUAUUUUGAUGAAACUGUUUUUGAUUUUAAAGAACCUUCAAUUGAGUACAUAGAUGAAGAAUCUAAUAAAUGAAUAUGUUAUA
Molecule: messenger RNA, 1139 nt
Organism: Mytilus californianus (California mussel)
Lineage: Eukaryota; Metazoa; Mollusca; Bivalvia; Mytilida; Mytilidae
Product: 39S ribosomal protein L3, mitochondrial-like
Exons: 9
Coding region: 20-1129 (369 amino acids)
Biological process (GO): translation
Cellular component (GO): mitochondrial large ribosomal subunit; ribosome
Molecular function (GO): structural constituent of ribosome
Source: RefSeq, a predicted model, not a curated record